AUGUAAUAAGAUGAUAAAAAAAUUGAUUUCAUUCCUGUCCCAAAAAAAAAUCAAAUUAUAGUUCCAUAUGAUUGCAAGAUGCAAAAAUACGAUCUCACAGAUAAUGAUAUCAAAAUACUGCUCAAGUAUUUCAAAGAGUAAUCACUAUACACCCUAUUAAAGAUUAGCAAUAUUGAAACAAAUGCGCAAGGAUCUCUCCCAAUCGAAGAGUUUGAACCCUUACAAAAGCUCUUUCAAAAAAGUUCUAAUCUAUUCUAUUAUUUUAGAUUGCCUUGAAAAUUCUAUUACAAUUCUUUAGUUUCUUGAUUCUUCUGCUCUUCAUCUAUUUGUGGAUUGGAUUGUUUAUUGUGGUUUUGGCAGAUCCCAUCAUUAUGACUCUCUAUAGUUAUUUGGUGCUGUACUUGGUUUGGUACAAGGGAAUAAGGCUUGGGAUUGAAAUGAUGUUGGACUAUGGAAAACUAAUGCCUUUAUAACAAUAUCUAAAAUCAAUGAAUAAGAAAUAUUUCGGUAGCAACGGAAUUCAAUGGCAUGUCGGAGGAGGAGGGAAAUGGAUACAAAUAGAUUACUUAAUAUACUUGAAAAAAUGA
Messenger RNA from Paramecium octaurelia, 587 nucleotides. NCBI's taxonomy places the organism in Eukaryota, Ciliophora, Oligohymenophorea, Peniculida, Parameciidae. The record is from the annotation of a GenBank genome assembly.